CUUGGAAUUGUGAAGACAAGGGAGCGGAUAAAACUUACUUCGUCUGAACUUUCUGUGAUUUUGUGUACUAUUUAUGAACUUCUGUGGCUAAAGGGUUACUUUUAUUUCCAGAAACUUACAUUUGACAAGAUGAAGAGCCUCAAGUAUCGAUUGAAAAAGCACGAAGUUACCAUCACAAACACAGACUGGAACAAGUAUGAUGAUCGACUGAUGAAGGCAGUGGAACGAGGCGAAGUGGACAAAGUUGCUUCCGUUCUCAGCAAGAAGGGCAUCAUCCCUACCAAACUUGAUGUAGAAGGACGCUCUGCGUUUCAUUUGGCAGCAACGCGAGGACAUCUGGACUGUCUCAACCUCAUCCUGGGACACAACGUUGAUGUCACAGCAAAAGAUGCCACUGGUAAAAAUGCUCUCCAUCUGGCUUCAAGGAAUGGACAUUCUCUGUGUGUGCAGAAACUCCUGCAGCACAACUGUCCAGUUGGAAACGUGGACCUACAAGGACGAACUGCUCUACAUGAUGCUGUAAUGGCAGGCUGCUCCUCCAGUGUGAAACUUCUCUGUGACAGCGGGGCUUCUGUGAAUGCCAGUGAUUUUGACGGCAGAACUCCUCUGAUACUGGCUACCCAGAUGUGUCAUCCACACAUUUGUCAGCUGCUGCUGGAACGAGGGGCUGACAUUUCUGUCCGAGACAAACAAAACAAGACUGUGCUGAUUCUGGGCUGUGAGUUUGGCUGCAAGGAUGCAGUGGAGGUAUUACUAAAGAAUGGCGCUGAUGUCAAGGCAGUGGAUAGCUUGGGUUACGAUGCGUUUCAUUAUGCUCGCCUCAGCAAAAACCCAGAGCUCAUUACAAUCGUCAAAAGUUACAUGGACAGAGCCACCCGGGAUAGAGAGGCUGCAAAAAUUGAACAGUGGAAACGACAGCAUUCAGUGGAGAGAUCAGAAGCUGAGGUUAACAGAAGGGAUCAGAUCAUACAUGAUCUUGAAAGGCAGAACGAGACCCUGCAGGAAAAUCUCCGAAAGUACCACCAGGAACAGAAAGUUCUGGUAGAUAAGGUCAACAUGCUGCAACAGAAACUCACACAGGAAAAAGUAGCCGUUGAAGACGCCCAAAAAGAGAAAGAGCAGCUGAAGGUUUUACUCAGUGCUAAAGAAAGAGAGGAUGGUGGUCGAGGCCCAGAGACUGUCAAAGUCCAGCUCCGGAGUGCUCUGGGGGAGUACUCUGGCCAGUCUGUUAUCAAAGGUAAAGAAAACAUUUUAGUCAAGCAAGCUCACAGCCUGGAUUCUGAUCAGAUGCUCCAGAACCCUGCUGUGUCACAUUCACUAUCCAGACCUCCGGAGAGGAGUCAGAGCACAGCAGGCUGGGACCACUCUGGUGAAGUGGAGGCACUUCGGCGUGAGCUUGACGUAGUUAAGAGAAGACAACAGGCAGCAGAAGAGGAGACGGCUCGGCUUCAGUCUGCACUGAACCGUAAAAACCGAGAGUGCCAGGACCUGAUUCAGAGCCGAGACACCGUUCAGAAACAGGCCGACCAGCAAGUUCAAGAACUGGAGGACGCCUUGGGGGAUGUUCAGAAGAGAAUGCUGGAUUCUGAGUGUAAAGUCAAACAGCUGCAAGCCCAUGUAGUUGCUGUGAAAGAACACUUAGGAGGGCAGGCAGCAGAAGAACUGCGUGUCCAGCUCCAGGAUGUCAAGGUCAAGUAUGAAGGUGCUUCAGCUGAAGUGGGCCGUGUUCGCAACCGACUCAAACAGAGCGAAAAAGCCUUAGAGGAAUACAAGAGCAGCGAGAGCCAGCUGGCAGCAGAGACGGAGAAGCUGAACAAAGAGCUGGGAGCACUGACCUCAGAACGAGAUGAACUUGCAGAAACCCUUUUAGCGAUGGAAGCCCAAGUGAAAGAAGCGCAGACUAAACAUGGAAACACCGUACCAGCUGAGAAGUUUGACAACAUGAAAAGCCUGUUGACCAAUGCAGUUGAUGAGAAAGAACGGCAGCUUGCUGAGCUGAGGGAAGACUAUGAUCGUGUGCUGGAAGAGGUGGCAGAUCUCCAUCGAAAGUUAGACAGUCCCUUGUUCCAGGGAGGAUCGGGAGUAAUGUCUGCCGAGGAGCAUCAAAGGAUACGGGCAGCUCUGGAAGAACAGAAUGCCUCACUGAAAAGGAAGCUGAUGGAUGUAACUACCAAGAGCCAGGAUCUUAUUCAGGAGCUCGAGGAGAGUGAGGAGGAGAGAGACAUGUUGCGAGAGCAGCUGGACGAGCUCAACAGCAGGAUUGUAAACAACUUCAUACCCAUAAAAGACCACGAAGAGAUUCAAACGAACAUGGUAACAGCUCUGGAAGACCUCAAGGACAAACUAGUGGAAGCCAGCGAGCGUUACGGAAAAGCAGAAGCACAGGUCCAGCAGCUUCAAACCGAGAGGACCUCGCUGCAGAAGGACAUUGGGAGUUUCCAAGAUGUCAGUAAGACGCAUCUGAGGGAAACAGAUGCUCUUAAGUCUCAGAAUGCCGACCUAAUGAAGAAACUUGAACUUCUAGAGAAGAGAUGUGAAGACAGAGAUAAAGAAUGUGAACAGCUGACCGUACAGAACCAGACUCUGAAACAGAGUAUGGAGGAACACUAUGUUCCCAGACAGCAGCAUGAGCAAGUGAAGAUGGAGCUAAGCUCUAUCUUAGAAAGCGUGAAAGCAGAUAAGUUGAAGUUGGAGACCAGGGACAAAGAAAGUGAGGAGGAACUUAAGAAUGUGAAAGAAGGAAAUAAGAAGUUGAAAGACCAAUUGGAAAAUGUUUUGCUGGAGAUGAAAAAAGACUAUAUAAGUAUGGAAGACCACAGAGCUGCAACAGAAAAGCUGAAUGCUGCUGUGGUUGUGGCAGAAAACAGAGCAAAUGAAGCAUCAGCAAUGCGUGCACUGGCUCAGGAGGAAGUAGUAAAGCUUACACAAGAACUGGAGGCCCAGAAGAAAGAACUGGACACAAUACAAGAUGCCAUUCAGUCAAAGUUUGUCCCACUAACAGCAGCGGAAGAGAAAGAAACCUCUUAUAGUGCCCAGGUGAAGCAGCUGACAGAGAAGCUGCUGGAAAUGGAACAAAAGUAUAAUGAAGAGAAGUCUGCCAGAGUGAGGAGUGAACAGGAGAAAGAGAAACUACAAGCUGAUAUGGAAGCUGUUGAGCUGAGAUUAAAGACAGUACUGGUUACCAGUGAAAAGCAGAAAGAAGUGAAGGAGGAGUUCAAGAAGAAACAAGAGGAACUGGCCCAAAAGUUGGUCAGCUUAGAGCAGCAGAACAAGGAGGUAACACAGCAGAAAGAUGAACUUCAAGACCAGAAUGCUCUCUGCAACACUAAGAUCCUGAAUCUCCAGGAGCGCCUGAAAUCAGAGUUGACUCGGAUAGCAACAUAUGACACGGAGCUCAAGACCUUCCAUGACACAUUGCAGCAAGUUCAGGCUGAUUGCAAGAAAGCAAGAGAGGCUCAGCAGGAGGAUGCCCAGAGGGUUUGUGCCUUACAGAAAGAACUUCAGGAACACCGCGAGGAUCAAGCUUCCCAACUACAACAACAUGCCAAGACCAAGGAAGCCCUGGAGGUCGAAGUCACUAAGCUUCAAAUGGCUCUUCGUGAAGAGGAAGAAAACAACGCCCAGAGGGCUGAAGACGUAUCUGCCCUGCAGUCUGAGCUCCUUCAAGCCACACAAGCUCUUGAAGAGACUCGCUGUAAAGAAGACCAAAUGAACCAGCUUAAGAAGGAGAAGCAGCAGCUGGAGGACGAGGUUGCCAACCUGAGCAACAAGCUGCAGAGCUUAGGAAAAGAAAGUGAAGAGGCCCAUCAGGAGGCAUCACAAGCCAGGGAGGGUGAGAGUAAGGCCAGGACUGAGAUGGAGGCCGUCCAGGAGAAGGGGCGAGUCAUUGAGAGGGAAAUCAGGGAGCUGAAAGAGAGGUAUGAUGAGUCGCUCGGCACCAUCUGUGAUCUUCAGAGGAGGAUUCAGACAUCAGCUCAGCAGACUGAAGCUAAAGACAAGAAGAUUACAGAGUUACUGACGGAUGUGGAGCGAUUGAAACAGGCACUGAAUGGCCUUUCUCAGCUGGCAUACACAAGCAAUGCACCAAAUAAGAGACAGAUGCAGCACAUCGACACUCUUCAAGCCCAGAUCAAGAGCCUACAGCAACAGCUGGCUGAUGCUGAGAGGCAACACAGAGAGGUGGUUUCAAUUUAUCGGACUCAUCUCCUGAGUGCAGCGCAGGGCCACAUGGAUGAGGACGUCCAGGCCGCCUUACUGCAGAUCAUCCGCAUGAGACAGGAGUUUGUGUGUUAAAGCUUCAAAACACCUGCUGACUCAAAUUCACCUUUGUCACAACUUUCCCUCUAAAUGUCCCUGCUGUGGCCCCUGGGAGUGCCCAGUGUGUGUGUGUGUGUGUGAGAGAGAAUGUGUUUGUGUGUGCACCUGUCAACAAGUUUCUCCCAAAAUGUUGUUAAAAAUUAAUUUUUCAUUUUAUUGCUGCCCUUUUAUUGCCAGAUAUUUAAGUCUCGGUACUUUUGGCACAAGAUGAGAAACUGCAGCUUUUAAAGAUACAAACAUGUUUGGCUUUAGUUUUGUUUUUGUUUUUUCAGUUCAGGCUGCAAACUGAACAGUAAAAACUAUUUUUUACUAACUUUAUCUCAUACAUAUAUGUCAAAUCUUGUAUAACUGCUGUUGCAAAUCUGUAUUUUCUGCAGCUUUUACCCAUUAUUUUCAGUAAUGUGGAAGUUAUUUGAAAUGUGGGUUCCUUCCAUAGACACACUCCUGAACUGUAACCUGGACAUGAACAGCAAGACCAUUUAAUCACAUUCCCACCUGACAGUCGACACUCAUGGUACAUGUUUUCAUAUUUACCUGCAAUAUUUGCUAGAAAUUAAAGGACAGAUUCAUUAAUUUUCAAUUCAAUACGAUGUGUACACAGAAAGACUUUCUGUAAUUAUUCCUCCUUACUAAACGGUGACAUAGAUGAUUUUGCAAAAACAAAUAGACAUUCAUUUAACUAUUAGUAUGUAGAAAAAUACUGUGAAAGUUAUAAUAUGACUGUAUUUGAAAGUGCUUAAUUAAGCAAAAAUAAAUUAAAAUGGUCAGUCUUUUGUUAGGGUAAACUGACUGUGCUUCUGCUGUGAUACCAAAAUUCUUUUUCUUUUAAAAUUGGGUGGUCUUAAACUCUGGAUUGAUGGCAUCAGAUUAAAGCAGACAAAAAGAAUAUGACCGACUAAAAUGUUAAUAGUAUACACGCCAAAAAUAUUUUGCCUUUAGUUCAUGAUUAUAGGGAAUAAACUCAGAAUUUAAAAUGUGUCGUAUGAUGAAUGAAAUCUUAGUAUUUUGAGACUUUAAUUUGAAGGUGUAAAGUGAAGUUGGUAGCAGAGGAGCAGAGUUUCACUCACACCUGUGGUUUUCUUUGCUAGUACUAGUGGGAAAGGGCCAUAGAGGGUUAGGGUUAAGAUUCCUCUGCAGUGAAUGCGGUGCAACAUGAGUAAAAUUUAUAGUAAAAUCUCUGCAGCUUCAGGAGAUAUUUUUACCAUGAUUGAGGCUUUGUUUUAGCCAUGAGUUAUUUAAUAAUUUUAUCUCCCAUUUCUUACACUGGAAUUGCUUCAGAGACUACUUUUCAGUCUGUAUGGGCUGACAGAGUAACAGCUACAGAUGCAUCAGUCAGUGCACACAUGGGCUUAUGAGGACAACAUUUUAAAACAUGUCAAGCUAUCCUUUAACCUUGUUCAUGUCAGUUGUUACACUUUUGCUUCUUUCUGUAAAACAGACUAUACUGUGGCACAGCUAUCAUGUUAUGAAGGUCCAAACUUGUCCAUUACCAAAGACCUGAAGUUGAUCCAAAACUUAAAACCUAUCGCCAUUUCUGUGGCUGGCAGGUUAUACGAGUCUGUCCAUUAGUCAUGCUGGAUUUGAGUCAGUGAAGAUCUCUUGCAGUGUCCCUAAAGUUUGCAGUGGAGCGUCAUCUUUUUCUUUUCUUUUCUUUUGUAUUUUUUUUUUUUUUUUUAACCAGAGUGUCCUCUAGUGGUGAGACUUGGCAGGCCAAGACAUGAUAAUAGACGUGGUGAUAAUCACUGUGGCCCAGGGGUGGGCAGUUGUUUCUGAAAGCUGUUCUUACUGCUCGUAACAGUAGGGGAAAUUAUUUAAAAAUGUCAGCUUCAUCUUCUAAUAUCUUACUCUGCAGAACUGCAGUAGAAUCUAACCUCUUAUAAGAUGUCUGUAGCUCGAUUAUUUUUGUAUAAAAAUGUAAUCUAUGUAGCGGUGAAUAUGGCAGCUGUUAGAACAACAUAAGCGUUCCCCUGGGCCAGCUCUGUGUGACUUCUGAUGGUGUAGUGUAGUGCUGUGAUUGUUGAGCGAGUCUCAUGCCUUUACACUGAUUUAUUUUUCAUAGCUUUGUACUAUUUUAAUUACUGUACAACAGUGUGACAAAUCUGAUUUUCAGCAGGUCUGGAAGUAUAGCGGCACAUAACGUUGAGGAUAAUGUUUCCUGGAGGACCCGAUUGGAUAUAUUUAUAUGAAAAAAAAUAUAUAGAUAUUCCCCCUUAAACAGUUAAUUAUUUGAAGCACUCCUAUCUUCACCUUUCUGCCGUUUGGCCAAACUUUUCCAGUUUAAACAGCAGCACCUUUUCCCUUUUCUUCUGCAGAUUGAAAGGAUUAACACUAACAUUUGGGGAUAUUGUUCUUCUCCCUUAGCUGUUAAAAGACUACAAACUGAAUCCAGUUUAAUCUCUAAAGAAGUGUAUUGUUUAACCAACGUGUUGUAACUGGAUGUUUUCUUUGGUAACAAUUUGUGUUUGUUAAGCAAUCAUACAAAAUCAAUAAAAGUGCCUAACAUAGAAAACUA
This is a messenger RNA of Melanotaenia boesemani (Boeseman's rainbowfish), 6829 nucleotides long. RefSeq names its product uveal autoantigen with coiled-coil domains and ankyrin repeats b (gene uacab). Lineage: Eukaryota; Metazoa; Chordata; Actinopteri; Atheriniformes; Melanotaeniidae. Gene Ontology annotation, molecular function: actin binding. The transcript is spliced from 19 exons. Bases 130 to 4293 code for a protein of 1387 amino acids. The record is from RefSeq and is a predicted model, not a curated record.